Molecule: messenger RNA, 258 nt
Organism: Dentiscutata erythropus
Lineage: Eukaryota; Fungi; Glomeromycota; Glomeromycetes; Diversisporales; Gigasporaceae
Source: the annotation of a GenBank genome assembly
AUGUGUACAUUCUGGUUAGUGGAAGCUUUGACUCGAGCAGGAAAAUAUGAUAAAAAGUUAUUAGAGAAAGCCGAAAUUAUAUUUGAACGAAUGAUUGGAUACGGAAAUCAUUUAGGAUUGUAUAGUGAAGAAAUUGCUAGAAGUGGUGAACUGUUAGGUAAUUUCCCCCAGGCAUUUACUCAUAUUGCUUUUAUCAGCGAAGAAGAUGAAGCUUUGUUUAACGCUAUUAAUUCGGUGUUAACAGGACAAUGGAAAGAA